GAUGGUGAGUGAUGCAUACGUGCAACCAAGUAUGAGUUGGGAAAGAACAACAAUGUAAGGAAACCCGUAUUCAGUUUCUAGCAACGCUGCAGGAACGACGUACCUAGGUACAUAAAGUGCUGAAAGAAAAAUUCUGAUUCGAAUUUAUUAACUGGAACUCAAAAUGUUUCACUUGCACCCACUAUUCCUGACCUUUACAUUCGUUUGCUAUCCAGCGUUCUUCAUUAAAAAUCAUAUAAAAGUGAUUGCUCUUGCCGCAACGGAUAUCGGCUACCUUGACGCGGUGGAAAAUUCACCUACAACAAAAGCCGAUGCCAGCAACACAGCCGCUGCAGCGCUCGAAAUGGAUAUUUUAAUGCCACCCAUUGAAUUUACGGAAUCUAUUGCAGCCAUAGCAGAUGUCACCGCAGCAACGGCUAACGGAAAGAUGAGUGAUGGCGAUAAGGACGAUAGUACGCGCACACCAAAUUGGUGGCACACCUAUGAUGCUUUGAUGGUAGCGCUUGGCAUGACUGUAAUGUUAGUGUUAAUGGUUUUUAUCACACAUUGCAUCUGGCGGCGGCACAUAGAACGACGCGCCUUGGAGUGGGAAGCUGAAAGCGCCAGAAUCUUCUCUAGCACACCCUGCUUUAUUGAUCGAAGCCAGAUAUUGGUCUACUAGAUUAAAUGAGUUGUAUGACAAAGCUAACUAUAUAUUUUUUAGAAUAGCACUACGUAUGUACCUAACUUAAGGCGUUUGCGAUUGCAUUUUUGCAUCAUUCAAGUUUUGAAUAAAUAAAUAAGUUUUAUUUUGUGUGUAA
Rhagoletis zephyria (snowberry fruit fly) is the source of this 800-nucleotide messenger RNA. RefSeq lists its product as uncharacterized. The record is from RefSeq and is a predicted model, not a curated record. NCBI's taxonomy places the organism in Eukaryota, Metazoa, Arthropoda, Insecta, Diptera, Tephritidae.